Molecule: messenger RNA, 1145 nt
Organism: Nymphaea colorata (pocket water lily)
Lineage: Eukaryota; Viridiplantae; Streptophyta; Magnoliopsida; Nymphaeales; Nymphaeaceae
Exons: 5
Coding region: 267-896 (209 amino acids)
Source: RefSeq, a predicted model, not a curated record
CCUUGAGCUCCAAACCACUGGGGCGUCUUCUGCAACCCCGUUUGCCCUCCUCAGUUGCAGAACUCGUCCUCCCCAAACAGACGAUCUCUCUCUCUAUGUCUCUCUCUUUCUCUCCUGCUUUAUUUCUUCCCUCCGAAGUCUGAUUGUUUUCUGUUUCUUUGGGCAUUCAAUCUUUCCCAUCCUUAUUUCCUGGUUUUUCUCAAUUUUUUUCUUCUUUCCCGAAAUUCCCAUUGAUUUUAAAACUAUAUAAAUAAUCUGGUGGAGGGAUGGUUUCCGCAAACCGGGAGAUGGUGGUCUACUGCUUCGACACACUGGUUGCCCAUUACAAUAGCGAGCAAGCGCCUCCCCCGGCCUUCGAAGAGGGCCGCCAUCCAUUGUUUGUCACUUGGAAGAAAGUAAUCAAUGGUGGGGAACCUCGGUUGCGUGGCUGCAUUGGAACUUUGGAAGCACGGUGCUUGAUCACUGGAUUCAGGGAUUAUGCUUUAACUAGUGCACUGAGAGACCGUCGGUUCCCUCCCAUACAGGCCAAAGAAUUGCCUUACUUAGAAUGUACAGUUUCCAUUCUGACUGAUUAUGAACCUGCUCUACACUAUCUUGAUUGGGAGAUUGGGAAGCAUGGUUUGAUAAUAGAAUUUAUUGAUCCGGACAACAUUAGGCGAAGUGCAACUUACUUGCCUGAGGUGCCUGCUCAGGAAGGAUGGACUAAGAUUCAGACGAUCGAUUCUCUGAUGCACAAAGCGGGUUAUAAUGGUGCGAUCACUGAGUCACUUCGCAAGCGAGUGCGCUUGACCCGCUACCAGAGCACGCUUUUUACAAUGCACUUUAGCGACUAUGCCUCCUAUGUCAAAAGAAUAAGAGGGCAAGCUCCAGCAGUUGGUUCCAAGGCCCUCCGUUGAUACGCGAUCUUCUCUUCGCAAUGAACUUGCGAACCUCUGUUUACCAAACAUUUGAUUUAUGUGGGGAGUGUCUUAUUUCGUGCUCCUCCUACCUGUCUCUGCUCAUGCCUUCAAUUGUUGUGAAGAACUUCUCCGUGUGAUGAAGGCAUGGAAAAAAUCUGACGUUUAGACUUUUAAAAGUAUUUAUUUAGAGCCCCAUUCUGUGGGUUCUAAACAAAAUUAUCGAUGCUAAUUGUUUGUCAUAUUCCA